GGUAAACAAACCAAUACAGAAUCGAAGUAUUUCUGCAAAAUAAAUUUGUUUUUAAGAUUUUGAAAUAUGGAUGAUGAAUCUUUCGACUUGGGAGAAUCAAAACCAAGAAAUGUGAAACAGGGCCGAAGAGCAAAAGCAAGAAAAGAAUCAGCUGCCCCACCCCCUGAGUUAGACGAUGAGGGCCAGGGUGAAUUGAUACCUGAAGCUUCCAAUCAAAAUCUUGAUGAAGGCCCACCUGGACGACCUAGUAGAGCUGUGUCUGGGUGGGGAGAAGAAGGGGGCAGAAGACCACGUAACAGGCAGCUUGGUGAAGGGUUUGAAACCUACGAAGAUGAAAGAUUACGUCCUCGAAGUCCAGUCGAUAGUGACGGCUCAGAAUCAGACAUUCCAAUUAUUCCUGAAUUAGAAGAACAACAUGAAGAAGAUUUAUCAACUAAAGUUGCCAUAGCUCCCAAUGUAUCUGUAAAUCGAGUGGCUACAUUCCGAGAAUUAGAUAAUGAUUUAUUACGCCAUGUUGCCUUUCUUACUCUAGAUAAUGAAAUAGAUUUAAAAUUAUUAACUAAAAAUCUCUCACCUGAAGAAGAUCUUAUUGAGGAUGACAAGCCGUGGGACUGGGAUCGUUUAUUUACUGAAGUUACGUCAGAACUUAUCACAGAAUGGGAGAAAGAAGAAUUGCUAGAAAAACAGGAGGAAUAAAGAUUUCUAUUUUUGUUAUAUAUUUAUUUAAGUACUGUUAUUAAUUGUGCCUGUUUUUGUGAGGCGUUGACUCCAUAUUUUUAAAAAAUACAUAUUUGAUCAAAGUUAUGGCAUGUGGCUGAUUCGAUUUGUAAAUUUUCAUAUUUUAAUAUAAAAUUUGAUUUUUAGAGCAAUGGUUCAUUCUUGAACAUAAGGAGUGAACAAAGCCUGAUCUAGAUGUUUCAUGUCUUAUUUUUUCUCUUGGCUACUACACUUGCCAUUCAUGAGCUAAUGAGAUCAGCAUCAAAAGUUAUUAUCAUUUAUUGUAAACAAUCAGAAGCUUGAAUGCUGGAAUAUUUUUGUUGUAUUUAUCAGUGUUAUUUAUAUCAUAGUUUAUUUAUUCCGUCCUGUAAUAAACUCAUUUCAUACAAACA
Lottia gigantea (owl limpet) is the source of this 1109-nucleotide messenger RNA. RefSeq lists its product as hypothetical. The record is from RefSeq and is a predicted model, not a curated record. Gene Ontology annotation, cellular component: cilium; intraciliary transport particle A. The coding region runs from base 67 to 696 and encodes 209 amino acids. Gene Ontology annotation, biological process: intraciliary retrograde transport. The transcript has 9 exons. NCBI's taxonomy places the organism in Eukaryota, Metazoa, Mollusca, Gastropoda, Lottiidae.